Eimeria mitis is the source of this 2448-nucleotide messenger RNA. RefSeq lists its product as uncharacterized. Lineage: Eukaryota; Apicomplexa; Conoidasida; Eucoccidiorida; Eimeriidae. The transcript has 12 exons. Gene Ontology annotation, molecular function: transcription coregulator activity. Bases 1 to 2448 code for a protein of 815 amino acids. Gene Ontology annotation, biological process: regulation of transcription by RNA polymerase II. Gene Ontology annotation, cellular component: SWI/SNF complex; nucleus. The record is from RefSeq and is a predicted model, not a curated record.
AUGAUGGAUCGUUUGCUUGUGCUGCGUCUGCUGGGUACAGAGGAGGAGCCCGCCCCCUACUCUCGUUUUCGUGAGCUGCAGCAGCAGCUGCAGCAGCAGCAGCCGCUGCAGCAGCAGCAGCUGCUGCAGUAUAUCCUCGACACAGUGCAGCAGCGCAGCAGAACAGCAGCAGCAGCAGCAAACCCCUUUCUAGCUUAUAAGUGUGCCCGCCUCUGUACCCUGCUGCUGCGGGAGGGGCCCCCCCCCUUUCGUUCUCUGCUGCGGGCCCUAAACCCUAACCCCCUCAAAACCCUAGAAACUUUCAGGGCCCCUCGUCAUCCUAUAUUGGGGGACUCUCCUGUUGCUGCUGUUCGUGCGGAAGCAAAGACAGCGCUGGAGCUGCUGUUUGCUGAUCCCUGCAGCAGCAGCAGCAGCAGCAGCAGCAGCAGCAGCAGCAGCAGCGAGGGUUGGGGGGGCUACCGUGGUGGUGCUGCGUACGGUAGCAGCAGCAGCUGCAGCAGCAGCAGCAGCGGCAGGCUGACGAGCAUAGAGAACCCUAGUAGUGUUGUGCUGCAGCAGCAGCAGCAGCAGCAGCAACAAUAUAAAGCAGCAGCAGCAGCAGCAGCAGGAGAACAAGCUCUUAAGGCUGUUGCUGAUGCUGCUGCUCGCUAUCUUCCUGCUGCGCUGCAGCUGCGGCUCCCCUCCUUGACGUCUUCUCCCUUCAGCAGCAGCAGCAGCAGCAGCAGCAGCAGCAGCAGCAGCAGCAGCUACGGGGGGUACGUUGCAGCAGGACUUCCGCAUGCGCUGCCCCGCAGCAGCAGCAGCUGCAGCAGCAGCAGCAGUAACGGCAGGGGGAUUCCCUAUACUGCAGCAGCAAUACCGCACGAACAGCAGCAGCAGCAGCAGCAGCAGCAGCAGCAGCAGGGGAGAGUGGUGUGGGGCCUCUCUCAUUCUAGCCGCUACAGGCCUCCUGCAGCAGACCCCUCAACCAGCAGCAGCAGCAGCAGCAGCAGCAGCAGCAGCAGCAGCAGCAGCAGCAGUAUAAUAACUAAUCUUGCUGCUGUUGUGGGUGCGAGGGUGCGGCCUGCUGCUGCUGCUGUUGAGGAGUUUGUGCUUCGUGCUGCUGCUCUCGAUCCGCUGCUGCUGUGCUGUCUGCUGCAGCAGCAGCUUGCUGCUGCUGAUGAUAAAUGGGCAGCUAAACUCAGACUCCUCUAUGGCGUUAAAGCGCUGUUGCAGCACGAGCAGCAGCAGCAGCAGCAGCAGCAGCAGACAGGGGACCGCUGCAGCUUUCGUGCUGCAGCAGCAGCAAACCUGCAGCAGCAAAUAAGCGACUGCAGCAGGUCUGUUGCUGCUGCUGCUGCUGCUGCUGCUGCUGUAAGGGCUCUGCUGCAGCACGAGCAGCAGCAGCAGCAGCAGCAGCAGCAGCAGCAGACGGGGGACCGCUGCAGCUUUCGUGCUGCAGCAGCAGCAAACCUGCAGCAGCAAAUAAGCGACUGCAGCAGAACCCCGCAGCUGCAAUCCAUAGCGCAAGAAGUGCUGCUGCUGCUGCAGCAGGAAGAUGCUGCUGCUGAUGAUUCUGAAGCAGCAGCAGCAGCACCAGCUGCAGCAGCAGCAGCAACAGCAGCAGCAGCAACAGCACCUCCUGCUGCUGCUGCUGCUGCUCCUCCUGAGGAUUUACUGAUGCUAGAGCAGCCCGCAGCACCAACAGCAGCAGCAGCAGCAGCAGCAACUGCAGCAGCAGCAGCAGCAGACUCAGCUUUGCUGCUGGACGACUUGUUAGACGUGCAGCCAGCAGCAGCAACAACAGCAGCAGCACCAGCAGCAGCAGCAGCAGCAGCAGCAGCAGCAGCAGCACCAGCAGCAGCAGCAGCAACAACUGCAGCAGCAACAGCAGCAAAGCCAACGCAUGCUGCAGCAGCAGCAUCGCUCAGCCAAGAGCAGCAGCAGCAGCAGCAGCACCACCAGCAGCAGCAGCAGCAACAACUGCAGCAGCAACAGCAGCAAAGCCAACGCAUGCUGCAGCAGCAGCAUCGCUCAGCCAACGGCGCUCUUCUCGGGUUUACAGCUCAAGGAAGCAGACAGGACAGCAGCAGCACCAGCACGGCGCUCUUCUCGGGUUUACAGCUCAAGGAAGCAGACAGGACAGCAGCAGCACCAGCUGCUGCUGCUGCUGCUGCUGCUGCACCUGUUGCUGCUGCUGCUGCUGCUGUUGCUGCACAUACUCCUGCCUUACAGCAGCAGCAGCAGCAGCAGCAGCAGCACUUGCUGCUGCUGUCUUCGCUGCAGUCUCCGGCUGUAUCGGCGUCUGCAGCAACGCACUUGCUGCUGCUGUCUUCGCUGCAGUCUCCGGCUGUAUCGGCGUCUGCAGCAACUCUUCGCUGCAGUCUCCGGCUGUAUCGGCGUCUGCAGCAACCGCAGCACCAGCAGCAGCAGCAGCACCAGCAGCAGCAGCAGCAGCACCAGCAGUAG